CGUUCAGAUAGGUAGACGGCAUCGACGAGUUUGAGUUCCAAGUUGCUACUUCUGACAUCACGGUAGUCAAAGAUAUGUACCAUUUGUUGACUUACGGCAUAAAGUUAACAAACUGCAACUGUUGGGAGCGGUGCUAUUGUUGCUCAAAACCAACUCACUUGCCUCAUACCUGUUACAAACACGGAUCGCCCACUUAGCUGAAUCGACUCGCCAAAAAAAAACUUUUUUUCCCACUCUGGGUAUUGUACAAGAGAGGGAAAGAUAAAAAGGGGAGAAGAAAGAACCUGGGGACACAAAUCCCCUGUAACCCCGACUCUGUAAGCCUAUACACUUUUAAUAUAAGCAUGGACGGUAGGCCCGUGUAUUGUUGUUUGCCCUAAGAAAGAGAACAGUGGAUGCCACGGCGUGGCCGGAGGCAAGAUUUGUAAUUAUGCCGGUUCUCGCGAGACCCGCGCAGUGCGUGAUGCCCGCCAGCACUUUCUGAUCGCCAACGGCCCCUGAAUUCUCCACUCCUCACCAUCAUUCGGCGCGGUUCAUGAGCCUCAUACAUAUUUUGCACCAAAAUCGCUGCGUUUUACUUGCGAGAGAGACGUGCGACGUUGUGAUUCUCCUCCAAAAACGACCAAAAACCCGAUUCACCAAUGACCUCAGUGUGUGACUCGCGGGGACACAGCCCACUUCGACCUACUACAGAAUUUACAGAUUCAAAGAUGUCGAAUGGAAAAACUUCAACUGACUUUUCAUCACCCUAUGCUAUGGAAAUUGGUGAUCAGAAGAUAUCUACGUCAUUCAUGUCGGGGGUCAAGCGUAAGAUGUCAUCAUCGCUCUCACCAUCACCAGUGACCACGCCCAGAGCCAACUCCGUGACACCACCACCCACAUCGACAGGCAUCACCACCCCUUCUACCACCCAACACCAAUCCUCCUCACAAACUCAACACAGCGGUGUACCUCGAGUGGCCCCCAAUACGCGAUACACCGCUCCCGUCCACAUUGAUGUGGGAGGUCAGAUUUACACAAGCACGCUGGAGACGCUGACCAAGUUCCCCGAGUCGCGGCUGAGCAAGCUCUUCACUGGCCACAUACCCAUCAUCUUGGACUCUCUGAAGCAACAUUACUUCAUCGAUAGGGAUGGACAUCUCUUUCGUUACAUCCUAAAUUACAUGCGAACAGCCAGACUGCUUCUUCCUGGUGACUUUACCGAAAUGGAGGCCCUGUACGAGGAAGCACGUUACUACAACCUCACACCCAUGAUGGAAGCUCUGGAGCAGAUGAAGUCUUCUGAAGAAUCUUCAAAGACCACUCAAGAGAAGCGGGAGAAGACACCCGCCAUUAAGUUGGAGAGUGGUUGUACCGGUAACGAGUGUGUAAUCGUUCAUACCUCACCGGACUGCGUCGAGCGUAUCUCCCUCAGCGGUGACAAGAACAUCAUCUACGAGCUGUUUCCAGAGGUAGGAAGCAUCAUCUGUAACUCAAGCCCAACGGCAGCGGGUUGGGCACAGGAUUCGAACUAUGUCAUCAGGUUUCCAUUGAAUGGUUUCUGUAAGAUGAACACGGUACAGGUCCUGCAGCGCCUGCUUCAGAACAAUUUCGGUGUGAUCGCCUCCAGUGGAGGUGGUAUUGAGGGGUCGCAGUUCAGUGAGUACGUCCUCUCCAGAAAAUAUGGACAACUUACGUAACUUUACCUCACCCACUCUCCAACGCUUACUGUCUGAUAAAUCCUGAUCUUGGGAGAGUAAGGAAUUGACGGCGAAAAAAACACACUUUGAAUAUAUCGCUUUAUAAUCAAAUACUAAUGGAUAUAGUAUGUGUCCAUCAAGCUGCUACGAUAUUGUGUCACCAAAUCGCAUAGCACCUGCUUGGCUUUGUCAAGCAGGACAGAACCAUGAGACGCCCUCUAUAGAACCUGUUGGAAUUUAUUUCCGGGAAUUUGACCUAAACCAAAGCCCUGUUUCAUAAUACUUGUUUUAUCAAUAACACAUGUUCGGAUUAUUUGACAAACCUGCUCUUAACCAAUCAAUGCAUCAAUUUCAGUAGCUUAUAACCGUUAUUGCUCUUUCACGGUUAUUGAUAACUAUACUCUUAUGAAACAUGGCCAAGGAAUUGGUAUGAAAAGUUCUUUUACUUAACCACUUACGUUGUUUUAUUUGUGUCCUUAUAGGCACUUUUAUCGACUGAUUUUAGCUAACUGAAUAUGUUUAAAUCUCUCGGAAGACAUUACUCUUUGAUAAUCAUGUGAAAACUGAAAGCAGAACGGUAUUUCUUACAUGGCUAAUGAAAAACCGGUAAGCAGAACCUCGUAUUUUGUGUGAUUGGCAUUUCAUUGAAUUUCUGUUUUGUUGAUUUACGUCUAAAGGCUUCAAUAUUUGGUGCGUAGAUUACAUCUCAGCUUAUUGUGUUCUAAUCGAUAUAAUAUCAUAGUUUAGCCUAUUAUUACAAUGAUUGGAUAUAAUUAUUUAAGAGUAAGACUAUUAAGAUCAAUGCGUCUCACUCUUUAAUGGUGUACUGACCUUGGUUGUUUACUGUUGCGUAAUGUCACAUGCUUAAUGCUUGAAGUGUAUUACACUAGAAAUCAAAAUUCAUUGGUCUGCCAUUAUGGAUCAUACAUCUGUACAUUUAUUAUGAGUCAUACUUUAGUUUGUGUUCAUGUUGAAGUAUAUGUUCAGAUUAUAUCAUAUACCGUCUUCAUGUGUUAUUCAUUUAUAAGAUUUUCAUUAACAUAUCAUGAUAAUUGACUGAUUUCAUUACAAAUUUAUAUUUGUUUUGUUAUUGUUUGAAUGUGGACAAUACGCGAGUCAGAUCGAUCAAAAUUUGAGUAGGAAUUAAUGGUACUAAGACAUUAUGAUUGCUUUUUAAAUAAAAAAGAAACGUAUAUAUUAAAAAUGGAAAGUAAAAAAAAGUGACAUGCACACAUUUAUAAUAUAGUAUCAAAAUGCAUGUAUGAAUAAUCAGUAUAGCGAUCUCUUAGUAGCAGAGUGCUUACGAUCAGAAUUUACUAGCCAGUUUGUUACUAGAUUUACGUUAUAUUUACAGAAUUCAGUUAUUGCCGUUUCGGUAAACUUCAAGAUUAUAUGUGUUACAUAGAUGUGUUUUUAUUCAUCCUGUCAUAAUUCAUAAACGAAUUCAUUACUUCUGUUACAAUUAUGAACACGUGAACCUCUAGUCAGACGAGGCCUUUUCUCGAUUUUAAAAUGUAUGACAAGUAAUCACUUUUUGUUACACAUCCCCCUUCUCUUUUCAAAGUUAUACGACCAUUUCGAGUUGGUCCUUAACAAAUCUUUACCCUCAUUAGCAAGAAAACAAAUACCAGGCCUAAUAAUUUGUGAACUGUGCGUUUGUGCGUGGGCGUUAUUUGAAGCUUAAACUGCAUUGUACUCCUUUUUCGCGCUUCUGAUAAAUCAACAACUUCUUGAAGAAACAAAGCCUUGACGAAGAGAGUCGGAUUUAAGUUGAGGAGCUAUCUCCAGGGAGUGUGUCUUUGUUUUGAAGGGACUGAUAACCCUGGGGGUGCAGACGUACCCCUCAGCUAAACUGUCCAGUAGUCUCCGUGUUGUUCUAGUACGAUCACCAUCUCACUAAUGACCCGUAUCCUGUCACAGCUCCUCAAGAAGAAUUAAAGAUCUUACUUCGAAUACUUCCAAAGAAAGUGAAAGUUUGGAGUAAGAAGUCAGGAAAAGGAGUAAAGGAAAGUGUAUCACAAACAUUUGUUUACAAGUUUUCAACAUCUCGUAGAAGAAGAUUGAUUUUGAGAUUUGUAGUGGUGUAAUUAUUCUUUGGUAAAUGAGGUCCUUCCAUAACAGUGCAUUUGACUAGAUAAACAGUUCCCUUUUCUAUAAACAUUUUGUUUGAUCUAUUACAUUGUGUGCUCCACCAGAAUUUCAUUUAAUGUAUUGUAGUUAAAUGUAUUCUACUCACAUAUAUAACUUUUACAUGCAGGCGGUUAACACUACAUAUUAUAGUCUUACAUUGCUUUUGAAUGAUCCUGCCUCGAGCUUUGCUUGAUGGGUUUUCUUCUUUCCUUACUUCAUAUAUUUAGAAAGACUCUGUGGGCGAGCGAAACAACAAUACUUGCGCUAAAAUGAACCUCUUUCUCAACAUUCAUUAUCGUAUGUACAAUGUUCUUGU
Messenger RNA from Strongylocentrotus purpuratus (purple sea urchin), 4125 nucleotides. RefSeq names its product BTB/POZ domain-containing protein kctd15-like (gene kctd15). NCBI's taxonomy places the organism in Eukaryota, Metazoa, Echinodermata, Echinoidea, Camarodonta, Strongylocentrotidae. Gene Ontology annotation, molecular function: protein binding. The transcript has 4 exons. The coding region runs from base 642 to 1679 and encodes 345 amino acids. Gene Ontology annotation, biological process: protein homooligomerization. The record is from RefSeq and is a predicted model, not a curated record.